GUCCGGGUGGCUUCCCUCCUGCCCAAGUGCAGGGCUCGCCCUGAGGAGGGCGGCGUCUGCUGCCCGUGGACACGUGGGACAGUCCAGACCCCAGUGGCCCUGCAGGCUCUCUCAUCUCACUGGCCCGGUGGUGCCCGCCCUGCCCCCACCCACCCGCAGGGGCCCAGGUCCGAGGAGGAUGGACGCUGCCUGCGCGGUGAAGCACAGCGUGGUGGCCAGCCCCCUGGGGCAGAUCCGGAUCUCCGGGUGCCAGCAGGGUCUGCACGAGAUCAAGCUGCCGGCCGCUGGCCCCCCCGAGGCCCCCGCCCGUCCUGAGCCGCCCGGCCGGCCCGCGGAGACGGUGAAGCCCCUGACGGAGUGCGCGGCCUGGCUGCACGCCUACUUCCAGGAGCCCGCGGCCCUCCGGGAGCUGCCCCUGCCUGCGCUGCACCACCCCGUCUUCCUGCAAGACUCGUUCACCGGGCAGGUGCUGCGGAAGCUGCUGGAGGCCGUGAAGUUCGGAGAAGUGGUGUCUUACCAGCAGUUAGCGGCCCUGGCAGGCCACCCCAAGGCCGCGCGGGCGGUGGGCAGCGCGAUGAGAAGCAAUCCUGUCCCCAUCCUCGUCCCCUGCCACCGUGUGGUCUGCAGCGGCGGAGCCGUGGGCAACUACUCCGGGGGGCUGGGCGUGAAGGAGUGGCUUCUGGACCACGAGGGCAGCCUGGCGGCCCCCCCGGCCCCGGCAGGGGGCUCCCGUCUGGCCCGAACCCGGUGCGGGGCCCUGAGGGGCAGCAGCAGCUCGGAGUGUGCGGGCGGAGACUGAGCGUCUGCGGCAGGAGUGAGGGUGUGACGCGCCACCACAUUAAUGAAGCUUCUGUGUCCUGGGGACGUGUGUCCACCUCCCUUUGUCUGUUUCACCUUUCCCCGCAGAGCGAGGCCCCUCCUCGCGCCGUGUCCCCCCGUCCUGGUGUGUCGGACAGGGAUGGGGGUGGGGGGGGCACUGGGAGCAGGAGGGCCACCGCCCAGGAGGGAAGCAUCGGCGUCCAUGGGAACAGCUGGGCCCCGCCCAGAGCCAGCUGCAGCCCUGGGACCACGGCCCACGCCGCCUGUCCCGGCUGCCGCCCUGUCCCUCCCCCGAGAGACUGACCACCGGGCGUGGACCCGCCCCCUUUCCGGUGUGAAAGCUGGGGCCUCGGGGAAGAGGGCCGCUGGCGGGAACGGCCUCUGGGAGGGUUUCUAUUGUAGCUUCGUUUGCCCAGCUGCCGGGAAAGCUCGUGCCAGACGCAGCCACUGUGGUCUGUGUGGGUCGCUGGCGAGGACCUGGUCAUCAGAACCAUUGGCAGCAUCAGCCACUCUCGGGGCGAGGGGCAGGCUGGGGCUGGAGGGCGCCUGACUGAGGGGUGUGAUUUCACAGGCUGACCCCCGACCCCGCCCUGCUCCUGGCCUUGGCGCACUCCACCAGUGCCCGCAGGAGAGCCUCAAAGCCAAGGUCACCCUGGAAGGGGGUCAGCUCCUUUGGCCGGCACCAGGAGCACCCCCAGAUCUGUGUGCCACCUGGGCCUCUGGUACCUGUGUGCAUCUUGCUCGUCAUUAACUGUGUCUAAAAGCAGGGGCCCAGGGCUGUGUGUGGUACAUAACGUGGGGAUGUGAUUCCCGGGAAAUGGCUGCGCCCCGUGCCCCGGAAGCCGUAUUCCCGUCCCGGCUCCCUGUGACCGCGUGAGCCGCAGCUCAGGAGCGUGAGUGGUUUGUGUCUGUCACCAGGAACCGGGUAAAAAUGCAGCCUCGUCAUGUGCCGGUUGGGGCGGAUUGUGUGUUUCACAUCCACUCCCCACAGCAGAGCGGGCACCGAACGGAAACCAGCCUCGGGGCCUCCUCGCCCGUGGCCGUGGUUCCGUCCUUCUCCUCCGCCAGCCGGGCCCGGUCUGGGUUUUCCCUUCACGGAUAACGUGGCCUGAGCACCAUCCACGUGUGCCCUGCUGGCUCCGGCCUUCUCCGGACGUCAGCGUGGGAGCGAGCGGAGUCCUCUCCCCACGGCGGGCGGGCACACUCCUGGCGUGGCCCCGGGAGCCGGUCCCGCAGCCGUGGGCGCCGCGCCCAUUUCGGGCCCCACUCGGGCUUCCGGAACCGGAGGCGUGUGGCUUGUCCGACAGCUCCCUGUGGGAGCGGAGGCCGGUCCUGUUUCCAGCAGGCCGGGAAGACCGUCGGGGGCCGGGGGUGCACUUUGCAUCAGGGGGUCGUGACGGUGGUUGGGACCCACGUUUCCGGAGGAAGAGGCUGCUGCAGCGGUCACCUCUGCCUGUGCCCUCCGCUCCGACAGCGGGGAGCUUGGCUCUCAGGCAGCAGCUGAGGUGCGGGUUCUCGCUCGUGCUCUCCAAUAGAGGGCACCAUAGCAGUGCGCUAGGCUGUGGUCCGGAGGCCCCGGCCAGCCUGCCUGAGAGCGGCUGGAGAACGGUCAGCAGGUGGGACUCUCCGAGGGGCUGUGACCGGCCCAUGUGCCCGGCGGCCACCGGGGCUGCUGGCAGGGAGCAGGCCGCCCUGUGGCACCGUCAGACCCCGACGAUGCUCCAGAUGUCCACACGGCCGUGUGCUCUGCAUGGAGGCCGCCCCCUGAGCGGGACAGCGUGGCUCCCUGACACGGGGCAGCGCCCACUCUGACCUCCAGGCCCCAGGGGCGGGGGUCCGAGGAGGGGCCCUGGGCCAUCCCGGGCCGAGCAGCCACGCACACCUGCAGCGGUCGAGGGCCAAGCCCCUGCUGCAGCUCAGCCACGUGCAGCCAGGGACCCACCCGCACAGCCCCGCGCGGGCACCUGGACACUCUGCGGGGCCUGGCUCCGCCGGCCUGGGCCGUGCACUCAGUGCAGCACAGCCCGCACUCCGCUUCCUGUCUCCCUGGGCCCGCUCGGCCCUGUCAGACGGCUUGAUGCAUGCCCCGGGGUGGAGCUGACAAAGGCAGCGGCGGGCGCAUGGCGGGGCCGUGUACCGCUCCGAGGACAGGCUCGGCGGGGGCGACAUGAAAGCCGGGCGGUCGCCUGGAGCCGCUGUCGCUCAGCAUCGCGGCUCCGCUUACAAACACAAAGAGAAGGACAGGCACAGAGAAACACAGCAAACCUCCCAAAUGAAAAGCGUGUCGACACAAGGACGCUGUGUUCUCUGGCCUUGGCCGCGGGUCCCCCUCGUCAGUCCGUUUCCCGUCCCUCCCGCGCUCGCACGGGGACCCGCGGGCGGCGCACAGCUGGCAGCGCGAGGGCUGUGCCCGCCCAUUCCCAAAGACCAGAGAGCGGAAGGCUCGGAGAUGAUGUUUGUUCUUGCAGAACCGCACGUACUGAAGCCGGAGCCCUGGCUGGGCCUGGCCAGACCAGGAACAGGGGGAGGGGUGGCGUGAGGGUGGUUCUCGGCAGGGCACGGACGCAGGUGGCAGUAGGCGCCUGGCAGUGGAUCCCGCAUUGGGAGGUCUGACUCGGGGCCACCCCUUACCCAGCAGGGGUAGUUGCGAGCAGCCCCUGGCAGCUCGGUCGCGGCCGGAGACGCAGUCCCUCUUCAGCCAGCGGCUGCUGCAUUUUCCCGCAGGGCCUCCACUCUGCCGGCUGGUGCCCGGAAUCUCCUGUGCCGAGUGGCCUGGCCUCUCCAGUGUGAGUGUGUCUGUAGAGAAGCCAUCGCCCUUUUUUCCUCUUUUUGGUUAACCCUCAUCCCAGGAUUCUUUCUUCCCAUUGAUGUUUA
Pipistrellus kuhlii (Kuhl's pipistrelle) is the source of this 3693-nucleotide messenger RNA. It is a transcript of the gene MGMT, whose product is annotated as O-6-methylguanine-DNA methyltransferase. Gene Ontology annotation, biological process: DNA repair. Gene Ontology annotation, cellular component: nucleus. Lineage: Eukaryota; Metazoa; Chordata; Mammalia; Chiroptera; Vespertilionidae. The coding region runs from base 179 to 799 and encodes 206 amino acids. The transcript has 5 exons. The record is from RefSeq and is a predicted model, not a curated record. Gene Ontology annotation, molecular function: methylated-DNA-[protein]-cysteine S-methyltransferase activity.